Messenger RNA from Amoebophrya sp. A120, 7501 nucleotides. NCBI's taxonomy places the organism in Eukaryota, Dinophyceae, Syndiniales, Amoebophryaceae. The record is from the annotation of a GenBank genome assembly.
AGGGGCAGCUGCGGACCACAUUUAUUUCCCUGCAACCUGUGCGCCACCCGGCCGUGGGUUUGCUUGAUGUUGCAGAGCAUGUAUUAAAAUUAACGUUGCAGGUUCGUGUCGAUAUUCUAUUUGUUUUGCGUUCGCCACGUAAAUCGAACGAGUUCAUCGCAGCACUGGUUUCAGGAACGAUUUCGGAUCAUUGCAAUAAUUCUUGGCGCCUCUGAAGACGAGCUUUCGGUGCAACAGCUGCAACGAAAAUGAAAGUAAGUACUCUUUUUCCACUACUUGAUAUUGGAUAUAUUUAUAAUAAAUACGCUCGUUGAAAGUAGUGGUCUAAUUCCUACAGUUGUAUCCGGAUCCUGGUGCUCUUGGAGUCUUGAGUGUUUUCUUCGGAACGAUCCCAUUUAGUUUUACAACCCUGCUUCUUGUUCUUUUGCAGUAGUUUUAAUCCAGUGGCAUUGGCGCAGUCGUCCGAUUGAUCAGUCGAUGACUGCGAAGAACUGCCCGCCUUUUAUUUUCUAAAUUUGGUAUGAAACACACUCGUUGGAGGCGGAGCUCACAAGCACUAAUCUUCCGGAGAACUAAAAAUGUUGUAUGACAUACGACAAUGAAGUAGCACUAGCAAACUUAGAGAACUCACUGUUGACCAACUCCCUACCGUGACCGUCGCUGGAGACGAAUCGGAAGACGAGAGAAUUCGAAGAAAAAUGAAUCGGCUGAGCAGGCCGCGGCUGAAGUAUUUCGAGCUGUUGGACUUGCCCGAGGAUUGCACCACGGAACAGGUGGUGCGUCAAUUCCGCCGCAAGUCACUCCGUGUGCAUCCCUAUCCAGUGCAAAUUAUAAAUAUGUCUGGGAGCAGGUCUGGAAGAAUUUAUUGCGCCUUUGACAUGCAUCUCAUGGUGUAGGAUCACGUAGAUGGUCUUCUGGAAAAACUGACACAGAACAAGCAUCACAGGUUUUGAAAAACCUUUGCCAUACGACGGAAAUGUCCACCCGCACGAAACAGAAGCUUGGCGCUUCCACGGCAAAAAGGUGACGAUUUUUGGCCUGGUCUAUGCAACAUAGAUAUUUUAUUUGCGGUCCAGAUUUUUUAGCAUGACAGACGUCCAGGUUGGAUAUUUGCAAUGCAUAAUCCCGACAAGCCGACUGGUGACAAAGAGCAGUUUCAGCAGCUAAACCGGGCCUACACCUUAUGAUCCUGAGUAAGAACGUCGGUCCCCACCCCAUUUCUCUGUGCUUUAAAUUUUAAUUUGGUCUUUUCCAGUACAUAAACACCCCAGUCGAAAAACUCGUGCUCUCGAAACUUCUCUGUCGCUGUGCUUUCGCGAAAAUUCGAAAAUUCGCGGUGCUUUAAUUUGGUCUUUUCCAGAACAUAAACACCCCAGACCUAGUAGAGUAAUGCCGCGCGUUUCUCUUCUCGACAUAGUUGCUUAUCCUCCCCAUCCUUUUGUGAAAGUUUGAAGUUUCUCUGUGCUUCAUUUCGGUCUCUGCCAGUACAUAAACACCACAGACCUGUUAUGCAAAUCUGCAUCAUGUGCAGAGCAGCAGCCAUUUCUAAAAUAAGUGCUUAUGUUUAUCAUGAUGCGCGAGCGCGGCCCCAGGACCACCAGGAGAAGCCUUUGAUUUCCUAGUCGUGUUUUGAAUUUUGUCAUGCGUGAAUCAGCGUCAGCAUAAUUAUAAUCAACUACUUAGCCGCUCGAUCUGUAAUAUUGCUGCUACACGUGGCUGCACACACGACACGGCUACCUUGCGAGGCCAAACUUGGUUUUAUGCACAACAGCCAAACCUUGUUGUUUUUUUUCUCUAGCAGCUUUCCCAUCUUGAAUGUAGGGAUCAGUCGCAUAUCCCAGAGAAAAACAAAAAAGCACGCAGGGCAUAAUUAUAUUUGUAUUAUGCAAUAAAUACACAGAAAAAUUUGUCAUGAUAGGCGGCCUCGUAGCAUGCUGCUUAGGAUAUGCAAUACAGAUUUUUUUGUGUAUUUAUUUUUGCAACUACGAAAAUCAUGCGACCUGCCUGCUUUUUUUUGUGUUAUAUUGGGGUGGACGUUCUUGCUGAGGAUACACGUGUCUUCGGGACGAGCGCCGGCGGGCGAAGUAUGUUGGCGUUCUCAAAGCAGUUAGACUCUCAACUGUUGCAUGAAUUUGUGAUGCGACGAGAACGAAAAAAACAGCCAAAGGGGCAAGCUUGCUGCUUCACAGAUUCGGAACAGAUUUAAAUGCUAUUUAGCCCUGCUGCGGAGAUAAUUUUUCGUGCGAAGUAGCUUGAUCGUCUGGCGGCUUAAGGCACCAGUUCUGCAUGGCAAACGAAAUCCAUCUAACAGCUGAGAGUGUAACGCUACUUGGGAGGUUUUCCAUACGAAGUAUCUGGAGGACGGGUUCGACGACUAUUCCCUGAAAAUUUUAAACCAUCACCAUCCAUUUUUGACAUGAAAGACACAGAAUUUCCUACAUGUUUUGCAUGACAAAUUGGAUCGGGGCGGUUAAGUUUCAGGGAAUAACGACCAACACGUUUCGACGGAAGAGUCGGACACCUUUGUGGAUGCUUUUUUCGGCGUAUCAGAGUGCACAGCUUCAGCUACAGCUCCUCAUUCACUCCUGUCAUGGAAAAUGGAAAUGGUUGUAAAUCCAGCCUCUGCUUCUUGUUCUUCUUGGCACUGUUUGCAUGACAGAUUCUGGCAGGAGCUGCCCAAGAAACAUCAAUACAGUCGUCCUGUGCAGUUGUGAAUUUGGCAUGCAAAACCUGCAUUCGUGCCGACGUUUGUAUUGCUGUUCUUCAUGCCCACGUACUACAAGUGAAAGGGACGAGCUGUGCGCAACUGUCAUACGGCGAGGGAGCGCGAGCGAGUACUGGACACUCCGCGGACUUCAAACUUUAUUCGGUUUCAAAUUAUCAAACUGUCAACCUCUCCAAGCUGUUUGGUCGUGGUUCGACGAAAAAGGGAGAAGACGAGCCUGCUGAUGAUGAACAGGAAUCGGGCGAACCUGAGUUGCCGGUUUACAUGCGCGACAUCAUCUAUGACAGUGCACAACUCCCCCUUCCCCUCAUUUGUAUAGCAUGAACGGCAAUACAAGCGUCAGCAAGAUGAGUGCCUGUUUUGCAUGUUACAAAUUUGCCCAGGAGUGUAGUACUGUUUGGGCUUCCGGAGUUUGUCAUGUUGGAAGGCUAAGGGCAGGGCGGCCCCAUAUAAAUUAAGGCGCUUGUCAUGCAAGCAGUGGCAAGAGGCACAGCCUGGAUUUGCUAUUUUGCAUGACAAAUGAGGGGGAAGGGAGUCGUGCAGUGUGAUAUCAUCAAAGUGGGGCUCAACUACCUCGCCUCCCUGGAAGAUCACGAGUUCGCCAACAUCUUUUUUCUUCGGCACAUGCGCAUUGACAUCUUGUACCUGAUGAUUGGUGUUGUGGACGAAAAUGUUGAACCAGAAAGCGAGUUGUACAGAGGAGCAGGGUAUCCUGUGCAAAAGCAUCGUAUUCGUAUUGCAGUCAUGCAUUACAAAUCUUUUGCUUUUCGUUAAGUCAAAUCCGCAUUACAUAUUUUAUUUCUCAUGCUGGGGAAAUUUGUAAUACAUUUAUACGAGUGCGAUACCUUUGCAAUCCAUACAGGGUCAACAUCUUCUCCAGUUCAGCAUCAUGCUUCUGCGCAAGAACAAGCAGGCCGCGACGCCUCGUCUGCAUCAUCUGCCUGCGACUACCUCACGCAGGAGAUGUUCGAAAGAGAUUCAAGUUACCCUAUCACCUAUAUCGUAAGGAAAAAUCCCCCCUCCCCAUAUCAAAACGAUGUUUCUGAUGCUGGAUUUGCGUACACAAAUCAGAUCUGUCUUGCUGGCGAGGACUGCAGGCCCAUAUCAAGCCUGAGUAGACAGGUUCUGGCCUAGGCGCUUAGCAUGACAGACGUCUACGCGGCUGUAGGAGCAACGCCAACAGCUGCAUGACAAACCGCCUGUAGAAUGUGGCGGAGCCUGUAGAUUUGCCUUCAUGCAAUACAGCGACGAUUUGUGGUCUCAAAUCAGCGUCACAAAUUUUCAGAAGUAUCCCGGUUUGAUAUGGGGAGGGGGGAUUUUUCCUCACAAUAACCUACUAUGACACGCCGCUGCAGCCCGGCAUCGCGCCGCGCUGGUCCGACCAAAACAUUUUGGCGAGCUGCGAAAAGAUCAGAGAAAUGAAUGAGAAAAAGGCGGCCGGUAUCAAAUGCAAAUAAGCAUAAAUGUGUAGUCUGGGUCUGGAAGUAUAAUCCGCGAUUUGCCAUGCAUCUCGCGGACCACGCACAUGAUCUGGAAUGCACUUGCACACAGAAGCAUCUUCACAGAUUUCAUCACGAAUAAACCAUCGAUCCCCAACAUGCUUAUUCCGCAUCAACAGAAGCCCGCCUUUUACCUAGCAAGCAGUGGGGAGCUUUUUGCGGUCAUGCGAAGAACGCAAUUUUUUUUGUAGUCGAGAUUUCGCAUCAUGACAAAUUGUAACAUUCCAGACCACCCAGAGGACAUAUUUGCAAUGCAUAGGCGGCAAAGUAGAGCGUCGGGAACUGUCCUUCGAGGAAUUCGAGAGGAGGUAUGGGAUUCUCAAGCGUCAUAUCAACCGUAAAAAUGUCUGGGUCUGGAAGAUUCUGACACUUGUCUUGCACGUUUUGCAUGAUCCAUGAUGUCUGUGAUGCGUACCCUAGCAAUACAGAUUUUCUGAGGGCUUCUUGAUGCCUAUUCCGCAUGACAAAUGCCUUCUAAGCGUAAAGUGUCUGAAAGGGGCACGCCGUUGGGUCGUCCGCCAUCGUGAUAGGAUCACCGUGUCUGAUCAUUAGACCCCCUGUAUAUUUUUUAGCGCGCAACCGGCCACAAAAGUAAGACUGCGAGCAAGUUUGUAAGACUAACCCUUCAAGGCAAUACUGGAUCUCCACCUUGCUCGCGGGCUUGGAUGGUAAGGCAGGUCAGCCACACAUAGCGCCCACUGGUUGUAGCCAUGCGUAAGCAAUCGAUAGCGGUUUUGCAGGUGCAGCCGGGUGGUAGUUAGGAAGUGGACCGCGUCUCCACCUAGGGGUAUCGGCAGAGGCUAAAUCUGUUCUAACGCCCAGGUAUUGGCAGAGGCUAAAUCUGUUCUAACGCCCACCCGCCAGGAGUUAAAUGGUACUACUACUACUACUAGCGUAGCAAAAAUCGCAUUCCCGUUGGUACUCAUGCAAUACAGAUUUUUUUGGAAUCCAAAUGCAGCAUCACAAGUUGCAUUCUUCCAGACCCAGACACUUUUACACUUGAUGCGUCACAUUCUUCCCAGCUGUUGCAUGAUUAUUUGUGAUCAUGCAAAUUUGCUACCACCAUCCACACGAUCAAGCUAAUUUUUUGCAUGGCAAGCUCUCGUCGCACUCCUUAACAGCAUGGAAAUCGAAAUCCGUACCCGUUCCAGAUUAUUGUAAAUGUAAUGCAAAGCGCGCAGUUUACAUUGAUUCUUUCACCUUUCAUCACAUUUGCUUACUCUUGCAUCAUCUUCACAAAUUGAUGUUCCUGUAGCAGUUGCGAAUGUAAGGAUAGUUGAGAAUCACCCAUAUGAGACAACGGUACGCGCUGGCUGCGCUGGAGUACCAGGUCGAUGAGCUCGGCGUUCUAGAGGAUUAUGCACUGCAAAAGAAGUUGUACUAUCGUACUAGUACAAAUCGCGUCAUAACAAAAAGUUAAAAAAGUUUGGUCAGCAUGAAAAAUAUACUUCUAAAUUUGUAAAAAUACUGAGAGAGCAUGCAGUGAUGUGCAGAGGUACUACUAGAUCUUCUUCUGCCAUGCACGGUUGCGUUGAUUUAAGUAUCGAAAGAGCACGAUCAUUCUUUUGCAAUGCAUAAGGAUGAGUACGAAGCAAAAUUGAAAAAGCAACUGCGCGAGGAGCAGCCGGAAACAACUGCGCCAAAUCUCCCGGGCCGCCCAGCCACUCCACCUGCUAUCCGUAUCCCACGAAAAAACUGUUUCACUGUGAUGAUUUUGCAAGAUCUGCAUCACAAGUUUGUUACACAUGACACAGAAAAUUUGCCAUGCGCGCUUCCAAAGGGAAAAGAACACCCCUAAAGAGUCAAGGUCUUGCAGGUGUAGCAAGACAAAUAGUUCUGUGGUCCAUUCUAUGCAUCACAAGUUCACAGUGAAACAGUUUUUUCUUGCGAUGCCUGCAGGUAGUACUAAAAUAGAGGGGUCGACUAUCAAAGAAAAAAAGUUCGUCACGAUCACUCAUGCGCAUUUUUGCAAUACAAAAUUGUUUGUCAUGCGUCAAAAUGCAUCUUCACAGCCAAACUUCAUUAAGGAUUUCCCUAGUGUUUCUGCAAUACAAGGAAAGUUUGUGAUUCUGAGAAAAUUUGUAAUGCAAAACCUGCAAGUUCGUGACUGUGAGAAACUUUUUUCUCUCCAUAUCGACGACGAGAGCUCCUGCGUCCUCUUCCUCGUCUGCCAACCAGGAUUAUGGUACGGGUGAACUACCGGAAACAACAAGUGCGACUACCGACCACCUGCAAGCCGCUCAGGCAAAGAGAACCGGCGCAGCUGUGGCGAAGCUUGACAUGUACCAAGAAGAUGUCGAGGCUGAUUACCAAUGAGAGAGGCACCUAGUACAGCUGCUCGUUGUACAAUUUAUUACGCGCUUCAAUUCUUAUCAAAGAAACGUGUUCAUUUUCGAAAUGGAGUAGUCGAAUAAUAGAAGAUGAUUACAGGUGGAGCAGCUCCGGGACCACUGCAUAAAAAUAUGGCGGUCCUCGUGUCAGGAGGGAUCCGAUCUUGUAACCGAUAGCGGUGCUGCCCUUUCUUGUGAGCGAUAGCACCAUUCACAUUCUUGCACUUUUAUUACCGAGCAGGACCACCACCUCCUGCUCCUGCACUUCAAUACUUCUUUGGAAAGCAAUAUUUUUUGAAGGCACGACUGUUGUACCGCUACCAGCAGAAGGGAAGCUGUGGAUCCGUUUUCUUUCGUCGACGUCGUAUCUGAUAGCAAUAAUAUCUCGCCGCUGUACUAGAGUUUGGCACUCAACCACCUAACUGUCGUUGUUCUCUUGUUGCUCGCUUAUUGCAUUUAUCAAAUCAACACUGCAAAUUAAACGUCAGUCUGGGUCUAUCUCAAACAGUGCUGCUACUGUACUUUUGACGCAGGUUUUGCACGGCCCAGGAGGUCUGAGGUGCUGGGCCCAGCGUUGCAGAGUCUGGCGCAAGAUCUUUGCAAGUUGCAAUGCCUAUGUAUUCUGCAUGACACAUCAAUAAUUUCGCCCCAGCAGCUUGUGGCGGUCAUGCAAGACGAAGACCGAAGAUUCUUGUGCGGGUGUGGCCCCUCCAAGGGCGCGUUACAGACUUGCCCGCUUCCAGACCCAGACAUAUAUUGCAACGCUGUACGUCGCCCAACUUUUACUUUUCUCCUGUUCUUUAUCAUGAUUCCCAGGAGCAUCAAUGUAGAAGUUAUCGCCUGCCACCUCCACUCGUGCCGGGAGCAAAGUGAGCAAGCACUUCUACUUUGUAUUUGUUAUAGAGCUUUGACCUCAAGACUUCUUGUUGAUGAUAGAUAAAGGACAA